UCCGUCAGCUUCAUGUCGCAUUCCGCCACAAUACUGGAAACAUAAAUUUGGUUUUAGAAUUUUAGGAAUAUCGUAUAUUUUCCGUAAAUUUCCCAUUUUCAUUAUGUCGAAGCUCGCCGAGCUGAAGCGCCAAUAUGACGAGCGCUGGCACUAUCCACCGCCGAUGCCGACAGGCAAAGUAACCGAUAUCUCUUGCGGCGCUGAGCCCGUCUUCUGCGGCGAUAAAGCCAUCUACGGGCACAACGAGCGCCCCGUAUACAAGGCUUGCUGGGAGCAUCCCAUUGCCAUGCCGCUUCAAACGCAACUCGGUGUCUGCUGGGAGUAUCCGCCGGAGCGAUACAAGCGCCGUCCUCUGCCCCCGCCCUGCCGCGGCUCGUCUAUCCCUUUGCACUUGCUAGAGCCAACCUUUGAGCACUGCAAAAAUCUCUACACCCGCGGCGACUUCCAGCUGGAGCAGUGCGUCCACCAGCAGCUCCUCGUCCUUGACGAGAAACUGGGCCAUUUGACGCGAGUGCUGGCCCAGGCCAGACCCUUGCAAAUCCAGAAGGUGAAGGAGAUGCGGUAUCACGGAGUGCGCUAUCGCCUCCUUGCCGUCAAUACUGCCUGCACCAAGUUGUACCCCGAGUAUCUCAGCCGGAUGACCGAGGAGCGGGCUCUUUGCGAGUUUCAGAGGGCCUACAACGAGGUCAAUGAGUCCAACACAGAGUUGAUGGCAGCGUUCCUGGACAUGCGCGUAUCCAUGCCGGAGCUGGAGGUGCGCCUGUCUAGACUGGACAAGUCUCUGAAGAGCCCCUUCCAGCUGGAACUGGAGCCCGUGAUGCAGGCCAUUGAAGACCUGAACACCUAUUUCUUUGGUGUGGUUGUCAAGAUGAAGUCCUGGGCGGAGCUGAUGGAUCCCAUGAAGGAGCACUCCGUCGAGGACUACUUGGCACUGUUGACUAAGCAGAGCAACUUCAACGACUUUAUGAGUUCCGGCAUGGAGAACUGCACUUGCAAGCGUGGCGAUAAGAAGGAUCCCUUGAAGCCCUAUCUACCAUGCUGGUGUCAGCACUCAAAUCCCUGCGAGAUACAUACUAAUGCGAAGGAGUUUGGUGCUUUUCCUAAGAUUUGUGACCACAAAGAGUCGAGCGACACCUCCAUGCUAGAGAAGGCGGUCGAGGCACAGAGGCAGAGGCAGUAAAGCUCCUCUCUACUUGUUAAACAAUAAAUGUUAUUUACCUGUC
Messenger RNA from Drosophila kikkawai, 1223 nucleotides. RefSeq lists its product as uncharacterized. The record is from RefSeq and is a predicted model, not a curated record. Lineage: Eukaryota; Metazoa; Arthropoda; Insecta; Diptera; Drosophilidae.